AAUGGGAAAAAAGCUGAAAGUAGGUUUAAGUUAAAUGAAAAUGUUUAGAAAUAAACAAAACUUUUUGUGGUUAGAAAUAAAAUAAAUGAAGAGUUCACUUUCAAUAUGGGUCUUAAUAAAUAAUAAAUCCUAAUCCUUUUACAAAUAAUUAAAAUAUGCUUAAAAACUAAUAAAAGCUCGGUAAACCAAUACUUCGUAUGAGUAUAAUGAAUUUUUAACAAAUUGUUAAUAUCAUGAUUUAAGGUAUUGCAAAUAGCAAGAAUUGCAUAGAAGUGGAUUAGAAGAGAAGCUGAUUUAAAAUUUUGUAAUGCAUGCAAAUUUUAAAACAACCUAGGUGUAUAUUUAAGAAAAUUAAUAGAAUGAUGUUAUUGAUUUUCAUUUAACUGAAACAAUAUUAAAUGAUCAAGAGGUAUACAAAUCAGCAGAAUUGAUUUUGAAUUUUAAAGAUGAUAAUGAUUAUAAUUGA
Messenger RNA from Paramecium primaurelia, 466 nucleotides. Lineage: Eukaryota; Ciliophora; Oligohymenophorea; Peniculida; Parameciidae. The record is from the annotation of a GenBank genome assembly.